This is a messenger RNA of Lingula anatina, 1715 nucleotides long. RefSeq lists its product as uncharacterized. Gene Ontology annotation, molecular function: catalytic activity. The record is from RefSeq and is a predicted model, not a curated record. Gene Ontology annotation, biological process: biosynthetic process. Lineage: Eukaryota; Metazoa; Brachiopoda; Lingulata; Lingulida; Lingulidae.
AAGAAGACUUCACCAUAAAGAUAAAGGUGUCAGUAGAAAUCUUGUCAUUUAGACUAGUACCAGUGUUCUGAUCUUCCUAUGAAUAGAAUUGACUUUUUGUGAAGUGGGCUAGUACACGGAGUAUCCUUGUAAUUGCAGCUCGACCUUUGACUCUAGAUGUAAGAUGGAGAGCGGGACUGCAAGUUGCACCAAUGGGGAUUUCACGGUGGAAUCCUUGCUGGAUAACAACAGAUUGUUGAACUUGCCGCUAGGUGGCAGGGUGGACAAGGUGUACACCAUUGGUUGCUUUGAUCUGUUGCACGAAGGACACGUGUUCCUGCUGUCCACAUGCAAAGCCCUCGGAAAACAGGUCAUAGCCGGUGUUCAUGACAGUCGUAGCUGUUACAAAAUGAAGAACAAAGUCCCCAUUGAAACAAUAGAACAGCGGAUGCUGAGAGUCAAGCAGCAUGCUGAUAUGGUAUUUUGCAUUACAAGCCUGAACGCAGCUAACUUCUUCACUUGCAUCGUGCAUCUUGAAAAAGGAGAAACGGCCUUGUUUGUGCGAGGGGACGAUGCACCGAAUUUCCCAUACCGCCACAUAGUCGAGAACAUCAUGCCCGUCGUCCUGUUACCUAAAAUACCGGGAAUUAGCAGCACAAUUCUUCGCACAGAGUUAUUUUCUAAAAUACGAAGAGAUGACGAAGGAUACGUAAGCGACACAGCUUUGUCGUCAACGAAAAAAAGCGUUUCAAAGCGGAAGAGGGUGAGGAAAGGGCGCCAUAGUUUGCAAAAAUGCUUGUGACCCAAUAAAUGGCGUCUGUUACGGCUCUGACGUCUGAUCGCACCGAAUGACAUAUGGUUUCUUUAUCAUCAAGACUUAUAUAUCUCUAGUUUAUAAAAAAGAUGGGAACUUUCUAUCAACGACACGUUUAUUAUUACAUACAACGGAAAGCAAUGUCUUUUCUUACGUAUACAAAAUGAUCUUCACAUAUAACCAACAGGUAGCUAGGUUUUCAGACAUACAAGUAAGGAGGCAGCAGUUUAUGAUCAGUAUUUCGGUAGGAGAUUCAGAAUGAUUAUGGCAUAGAGGCCUUAUACGUACGUAGCCUAUUCUUGCCAUCUACUUCAAGUGCUGCUCAAGACUCGCAUCCUGUGAGCAGAUAUACAGAACACAAUCUCAGGAUAGAUUUUUGAGUCAGUAUCGGGUUACAUUGUAACUGUUUUUCAGGGUUGACCUCUUUUUAUAUGUAAAUGAAAUUAUAUAUUUAGCAUUUUUUUAUUUCGUUUUCAGUGGGAGUUUACGAUUUUUAAGAUGUGGGUUAUGAACUCCGGUAAAUCCGAGCUUGACUGCAUUAACCUCGAUUAUGGCUUGAUUUACCUGGGUAUUUAUUUAUUUAUUUAUUUUACAACAUGAGAGCCUAAAAUAAUUAGGUCUGAAAGCAGGAUAAUAAUCGUCUGAUUACACUUUGUAGCGUUAAAUUACAAAGGUUGGGCAAGAUACACAAAUGAAUUGAGCAAAAAUUCAUUAUGUAUAUGGCAAGAGAAUAAUAAGCACUUUUUAAUUUCUCUCUCUCUCUCUCUCAUCUGUCCUGAUACAUAACAUCAUAUUAUGAUAUCACUGUGUCAUAUUUUUCUUACGUCAAGUUUUGUAAUCAUUAACGCACGUGCUGUUUUCAUUAAAAAAUAACACCCAUGUACUGAACGUCUCACUAUUGUUAUUCUAUAACCCUUUUUUC